AACGGACUCGGCAGAGAGUUCAGCCUGCAAACGUUUCGCAGACGCUGACGAACAUUAGCGACAAGGUUGAUUGAACUUACCUCGGGUGUGCAGUCACCCGGCUUCCGGCCUCGGCGGCAUCAAAAUAUAGUUCUGUUCGUCACGCCACAAUCACGUUUACUGUUAACAUUUAAUUACCUUGCGGUUUUUAAACAGAUAUAAGUUUAUGUUUGUUAUGAAGUUAUACAUGUAAAUACGUUGAUAUGUAAAAUAGUGUUUGCUAAACAACUAGCUGGAUUAUCCAUCAUAGACAUCAAAAGACGGAUUAAUAACUGGCUUCUCUGUAGGUAUAAUUUCCCGACACCUGCGUGUAUGCUACCGAAACGUAACGUACGUAUUUGGGAGUUCGAGUUACUGAAUUGACGAGGUACAGGUGUAUGUGUUGAAAUAAGAAGUUUCUGUUACAACUGUAAACACACACGGCAGACACGAGUCUUGAAAAGAAGCGAGGAUGUUGGUGUAUUGUGUAUUCCUUUGUCAUAUAAUAUCAGCGGCUGUAUCGGAGAUCCGAUUCGCCUCCUACUAUGGAAGUCACAUGGUCUUACAACGAGCACCAAACAGAGCCGUCGUGUGGGGAACCGCGUCCAAGAUCGGCGACACCGUCACGGUGGCCGUCAGCGGUCAAGGCUACCAAACAACGACGGUCGUCAAAAACCCGGAAGGGUCAGGCGGCUUUUGGAAGGCAACUCUCCCGGCCAUUUCUGAAAAGGGUCCAUUUUCCGUGACGGUGACGUCCAGCGAGGGACAGCAGAGUUUAGAUGACGUUUUGUUCGGGGAUGUUUGGAUCUGCUCAGGACAGAGUAACAUGGAUUUUUCCUUGGGUCGGGUAUUUAAUGCAAAAACAGAAAUACAGAGAGCGUUGACAUUUAAGGAUAUAAGAAUAUUUCAAGCCUUGAGGGUGGAAUCCAAGACACCUUAUGAAGAUCUCCAUGGAAUAGCCAUUAAGUGGACUGCUCCUACGAACGAAACUGUACCAGACUUCUCUGCUGUUUGCAUCCUAUUUGCUGAAUACGUCUACCCUCAUUUGAACUUCCCAAUCGGAUUGGUCCAAGCAUCGUGGGGCGGCACGCCCAUCGAAACGUGGUCGUCACCAGAUGCCAUCCGCAAGUGCCCAGCACAUAAUUUUGAUGGUCCAGCUGAACCUAGUGUUCUGUGGAACGCCAUGAUGAAUCCCUUCAAAAGAAUGACAAUAUACGGCACUCUAUGGUACCAAGGUGAAGAAAACGCUGUUAGCGAAGCGUCUGCCGAGUUGUAUGCGUGUCAGUUCCCGGCCAUGAUAAAUGACUGGAGGUCGAAAUUCAGCGAAGCUACUGGCGGAGAAACAUUUAAAUAUUUUCCAUUUGGAUUUGUACAGCUCGCUCCCAAUGCAAAAAAACCGACAUUGGUGGGUCAAUUUCCUGCUCUGCGUUGGUCCCAGACGGUUAGGCAUGGUUAUGUUCCUAAUAACAACAUGACCAACACAUUUAUGGCGGUGGCGAUGGACCUUCCAGACUUUGAUUCGCCAUAUGGAGCAAUCCAUUCACGGGACAAGCAAGACGUGGCGUACCGGUUAGCUUUAUCGGGACGUGCAGUGGCAUAUUCUCAAAGAGUGCAGUUUCAGGGACCAUUUCCGAGCAGCUUUCAGGAACAAAAAGACAAAAACUACUUAAAAAUCACUUACAAUUACUCUCCCAUUGAAAUAAAGAACAGACAAGGGUUUGAGGUUUGUUGUGCGACCAGACGUACAGCUGUCUGUGGAGAGAAAGACACGUGGCAUGCUGCGCCGAUUGAACAUUAUGACGACAUGUCCGUGACGAUAUCGAGUGGCGCAUGCGCAAACGAUUAUACAGUCGGACUGAGAUACCAGUGGAGAACGAGCCCUUGUGAAUUCAAAAUGUGUUCAGUUUAUGGACUUGACACUACGCUUCCUGCUCCACCAUUUAUUGCCAAUAAAGCUGCAUAACGAUC
Messenger RNA from Gigantopelta aegis, 1986 nucleotides. Its product is annotated as sialate O-acetylesterase-like. Bases 491 to 1981 code for a protein of 496 amino acids. Gene Ontology annotation, biological process: carbohydrate metabolic process. Gene Ontology annotation, molecular function: sialate O-acetylesterase activity. Lineage: Eukaryota; Metazoa; Mollusca; Gastropoda; Neomphalida; Peltospiridae. The transcript is spliced from 9 exons. The record is from RefSeq and is a predicted model, not a curated record.